AUAUAUAAAAAGCAAUCCACAACGGGCGGCCGCAGUUCAUUCGAAUCGGAAGCUUGUGUUCCAUCGGAUCAGAAGCGAUCGCAACUAUCCUACCGUCAUCCAGAAACGAAAGUGCGUUGCGUGUAGAGUGAACUGCAGACUGUGCUGGUAGCAACGAUUAGAUCCUUCGUUUGUGGAUCUGUGAAAAGAACAGGGACCUCGGAAAUGGCCAGGACGUCGUACGUGAUACCAGUUGUGGUGCUGUGUGCAUUCUUCCUUCAGUUACAUGGAGUGCCACUGCCGGGAGGCGGUGAAGGUGGCAAUGGUAUCCAUCCUUUGAAUUCUCUAUUCCGCCCAGAGGAAGGCGAUUACUGGAGCGGAAGCAAUGAAACGCUGGAUAACAACAGCACCAAUGGAACGCACAAGGACUUGUACGUCAUCAAAGCCGUAGUCUACGAAAUUGGCAUUCUGGUCGACGCACCCGACAACGACACGGAGGGCAUCGGAGAGGAUCCCAUCACUGAGCAGCAAGUGGAUCUAACCUUCUUCAGUCACGACGCCAACAAAACCCACAUCAAUCUGGGUGACAUCCCCGUACCGGUGGCAACCAGUGUGAACGGCCAGGUGCUGACCGGUAUCGCACCGGUUCACCUCGGAGCCGUGUCCGAUUUGCACGAACUGGUGCAAACACUUCCCAUCUCGGGGACCAUCGUCAACAUCACCCAAACGAACAGUUCGUAUGUGACGCUCACCCAGAAGGACAUCGAGGAAAUCGAAUCAGGUUCGGCCGAAGCCGUUGAUGUACCAGAGCUCACCAAGCUGCCCAUUCCUGCGUCCGGUCAUCCGCUGAUACCGAAUGCACUGGAUAAUGUUGUGACGAAUUUGGCAGCGAGCGGAAAGAACUAGGUGGAUCAUUCUAGUGAAGCGAGCAAAUCGAACGAAAUGACAAAAGUCGCACGUUGUGACGUCUGUUUGUAGAGUAAAUUAUGAUAAGUAUGUGAUAUGAUGAUGUGGGACGGCGUAAAUAUAUGUGAACAUCAGCGGAUGUGUUUUGCUACGAA
This is a messenger RNA of Aedes aegypti (yellow fever mosquito), 1040 nucleotides long. RefSeq lists its product as uncharacterized. The transcript is spliced from 3 exons. The record is from RefSeq and is a predicted model, not a curated record. Bases 205 to 885 code for a protein of 226 amino acids. NCBI's taxonomy places the organism in Eukaryota, Metazoa, Arthropoda, Insecta, Diptera, Culicidae.